AUGCUGGACUUGAUCAUCAAGGGCGGGACCGUGGUCACACCCGACGGCGUGGGCCUGAGGGACGUGGGCGUCCAGGGCGAGCAGAUCGCGGCGGUGGCCGCGCCGGGAGUGCUAGACGACAUCGGAGCCGGCGAGACCAUCGACGCCACCGGCAUGAUCGUACUGCCCGGCGGUAUCGAAGCCCAUGCCCACAUCAACGUGCCGGUGCCCGACUAUUGGGCGGGCGGCGACGACGGCGUGUUCACCCAACCGCCCGAGGCGGCCAGCCGCGCCGCUGCCUUCGGAGGCGUCACCACCUACGUUGACUUCGCGGGGCGUUGCCCCUGA
Messenger RNA from Geodia barretti, 327 nucleotides. The record is from the annotation of a GenBank genome assembly. Lineage: Eukaryota; Metazoa; Porifera; Demospongiae; Tetractinellida; Geodiidae.